UCGGGCCUGCUCUCCAGGACACUAGCCCCUCUCGCCAUCUCCCUCCUCCCAGGACCCGGCGGCCCGGAGCGCCUGGGCUCGUGCUCGCGCUUGCCCGCUGCCGGGCCGGAUGCCAGGGCUGGCAGGGCUCCGCGCAGGCGGGCGGGGCGUGCAGGAAGCGCCGCGCGCGCCGGGGCCUCUGGGAGCAAGCGGGAGACUCUGGCGGCGACCGGCUCCCGGGCCUGGGCAGCGGCGGUAAAGGUCUAAGUAGCAGGGGCGGUGCGGUGCUGGGCUAGUGCCACUAGGAGCUGGAGGCUGGGGACGCGUGGGGCGCAGCCGGUGCCCUGAGAGCGGAACAGGAUAGAAGGUGGUGCGCUCGGUCCCCCAGGCCCUGACCUUCUCUCCUGCCAUGAGGUGGGGCUGCCAUUUGCCUAGGGCCUCUUGGGGCCCUGGUCUGGGAAGAGUACUCCAGCCAGCAGAUGAACGUAUCCCCUUCCUGAUCCACUGGAGCUGGCCCCUUAAAGGGGAGCGCCCCCUUGGGCCCCCUAGGGCCUUUAUACGCCAUCACGGAAGCUCAGCGGGCAGUGGUCCCCCAUCAGGGAGGCACGGACAGUUGUUCCAGGGCAUCGCUGCAGCUGAAGCUAUCCAGCGGCACCGCCAGAACCUGGCCGAGUGGUUCAGCCGGCUGCCCAGGGAAGAGCGCCAGUUCGGCCCAACCUUUGCACUAGACACGGUCCACGUAGACCCUGUGAUCCGCGAGAGCACCCCUGAUGAGCUGCUUCGCCCACUGGCUGAGCUGGCCCUGGAGCAUCAGCCACCCUCUGCUGGGCUCCCCCCACUGGCCCUGUCUCAGCUCUUUGACCCAGAUGCCUGUGGGCGCCGCGUGCAGACGGUGGUGCUCUACGGGACAGUGGGCACAGGCAAGAGCACGCUGGUGCGCAAGAUGGUCCUGGACUGGUGUUACGGGCAGCUGCCAGCCUUCGAGCUGCUGAUCCCCUUCUCCUGCGAGGACCUGUCAUCCCUGGGCCCUGCGCCGGCCUCCUUGUGCCAGCUUGUGGCCCAGCGCUACACACCCCUGAAGGAGAUUCUGCCUCUGAUGGCCACUGCUGGUUCCUGCCUGCUCUUUGUGCUCCACGGCUUGGAGCACCUCAACCUUGAUUUCCGGUUGGCAGGCACAGGGCUUUGCAGUGACCCGGAGGAGUCAGAGGCGCCAGCUGCCAUCAUCGUCAACCUGCUACGCAAAUACAUGUUGCCCGAGGCCAGCAUUCUGGUGACCACCCGGCCCUCUGCCAUUGGCCGCAUCCCCAGCAAGUAUGUGGGCCGCUAUGGCGAGAUCUGUGGCUUCUCCGAUACCAACCUACAGAAGCUCUACUUCCAGCUCCGCUUCAAACAGCCAGACUGCGGGCACGGAGCUGGGGGGUUCUCAGCCACGCCGGCUCAGCGUGACCACCUGGUGCAGAUGCUCUCCCGGAACCUGGAGGGGCACCACCAGAUCGCCACUGCCUGCUUCCUGCCCUCCUAUUGCUGGCUUGUCUGUGCCACCCUGCACUUCCUGCACGCUCCCACACCAGCUGGCCAGACCCUCACGAGCAUCUACACCAGCUUCCUGCAUCUAAACUUCAGUGGGGAGAUGCUGGACAGCACUGACCCCUCCAAGUUGUCCCUGAUGGCCUAUGCAGCCCGAACCAUGGGCAAGUUGGCCUACGAGGGGGUGUCCUCCCGCAAGACGUACUUCUCUGAAGAGGAUGUCCGUGGCUGCCUGGAAGCUGGCAUCCAGACGGAAGAGGAGUUUCAGCUGCUGCAUGUGUUCCGCCGGGAUGCCCUGAGGUUUUUUCUGGCCCCGUGCGUUGAGCCAGGGCACCUGGGUACCUUCGUGUUCACUGUGCCCGCCAUGCAGGAAUACCUGGCUGCCCUCUACAUUGUGCUGGGUUUGCGGAAGACGACUCUGCAGCGAGUGGGCAAGGAAGUGGCCGAGCUCGUGGGCCGUGUUGGGGAGGAUGUCAGCCUGGUCCUGGGCAUCAUGGCCAAGCUGCUGCCCCUGCGGGCCCUGCCCCUGCUAUUCAACCUGCUCAAGGUGGUUCCACGUGUGUUCGGGCGUGUGGUAGGUAAGAGCCGCGAGGCAGUGGCCCAGGCCAUGGUGCUGGAGAUGUUCCGAGAGGAGGACUACUACAAUGACGACGUCCUGGACCAGAUGGGUGCCAGUAUCCUGGGUGUGGAGGGCCCCCGGUGCCGCUCGGACGAGCCCACAGAGGAUGAGGUCUUUGAGCUUUUCCCCAUGUUCAUGGGCGGGCUUCUCUCUGCCCAUAACCGGGUAGUGCUGGCUCAGCUCGGCUGCCCCAUCAAGACCCUGGAUGCCCUGGAGAAUGCCCAGGCCAUCAAGAAGAAGCUGGGCAAGCUGGGCCGGCAGGUGCUGCCCCCCUCGGAGCUCCUUGACCACCUCUUCUUCCACUAUGAGUUCCAGAAUCAGCGCUUCUCCGCCGAGGUGCUCAGCUCCCUGCGCCAGCUCAGCCUGGCGGGCGUGCGCAUGACACCCCUCAAGUGCAUGGUGGUGGCAGCUGUACUGGGCAGUGGAAGGCAUGCCCUGGACGAGGUGAACUUCGCCUCCUGCCAACUGGACCCUGCCGGGCUGCGCACGCUCAGGCCUGUCUUCCUGCGUGCCCGGAAGCUGGGCUUGCAACUCAACAGCCUGGGCCCCGAGGCCUGCAGGGACCUCCGAGACUUGCUGCUGCAUGACCAGUGCCAAGUUACCACCCUGCGGCUGUCCAACAACCCGCUGACGGCGGCGGGCGUGGCCCUGCUGGUGGAGGGGCUGGCAGGAAACACGUCGCUGAAACACCUGUCUCUGCUGCACACGGGCCUUGGGGAUGAGGGCCUGGAGCUGCUGGCUGCCCAGCUAGACCGUAACCAGCAGCUACAGGAGCUGAAUGUGGCCUACAACGGCGCUGGCGACACAGCGGCCCUGGCCUUAGCCAAGGCUGCCCGGGAGCACCCUUCCCUGGAGCUGCUGCACCUCUACUUCAACGAGCUGAGCUCAGAGUGCCGCCAGGCCCUGCGGGACUUGGGGAGCACCACUGAGGGCGGUGCCCGGGUCGUGGUGUCGCUGACAGAGGGGACAGCAGCGUCCGAGUACUGGUCAGUGAUCCUGGGUGAAGUCCAGCGGAACCUCAACAGCUGGGAUCGGGGUCGGGUCCGGCGCCACCUGGAGCUUCUGCUGCGGGAUCUGGAAGAUAACCGAGGAGCCACCCUUAAUCCUUGGCGCAAAGCCCAGCUGCUUCGAGUGGAGGGCGAGAUGUUUCUUGGGCACUAGUUUCAGAGGCCCUGAGGGUGGCGCAAGAACAAGAUGUCAGCAUGGAGGUAGGCCAUGUUGGGCCAUAGGGCUCCUGUACCCCUUCUCAUACUCUUAUCCCAGGCUUAGAAUUACAGUGCCCAGCAAUUACAGUGACCUUUCUCUGCGCAGAGGGGGAACUGGGGCGGCAGCAGAGUCUCCUGAGAAAGUCGGGGCUCGAGAAUAGGGCAGGAGGAACAGACACACUUCCCCAGAGGACAAGACUCUCCUCCCGUUAACCAUUACUGACUGCUUCUAAGGCAGCGUCUUGGAGGAGGCGGGACGUGGCGGGGUAGGUGGGAGGGUCAGCUGGUUUCGAUGGACCUUGUCCCUACACUGAGCCUGGCUCGCUGAUCCAACCAUGGAGGCAGCUGCAGGUAAGAGGCCAGGAGAAAUCCUCUGCGGGGGACUUUAGGGCAGAGGGCAGAUUGGAAGGCUUUGGGACCAGGACACACUUGGUACUGGGGCUUGGAGCCCUAAGGCAAGUAGACUGGAAGUUAGGAGGGGAGAGGUGAGUGGUUGGAUGUGUCUGCCUUCCUGGUCCACGCCCUGUACUGAUAUGCUCAGACUUCUGUGCGUAUCAGGAGGCCUUGCCCGGGGAGGGGAAGGAAGGGGAAGGGAAGACCCUUUUGGAGCGAGUCCUGAAUUUGGGGGUUCCCCGAAGUCCUUUCAGUUAAUGACCAUGGAAGAGGAGUCUCGGGGGGGCAGAAUGUGCCUCUCCUCCCCUCACCCCUUCUUUUCCCAGCAGACCUUCAGGACACAGCUUCCUUGGCCCCGUAAGUGCUGUGCUGUGAAGGAUUGGGGCAAGGGGAGGA
Molecule: messenger RNA, 4119 nt
Organism: Delphinapterus leucas (beluga whale)
Lineage: Eukaryota; Metazoa; Chordata; Mammalia; Artiodactyla; Monodontidae
Source: RefSeq, a predicted model, not a curated record